Molecule: messenger RNA, 846 nt
Organism: Humulus lupulus (European hop)
Lineage: Eukaryota; Viridiplantae; Streptophyta; Magnoliopsida; Rosales; Cannabaceae
Exons: 1
Coding region: 1-846 (281 amino acids)
Source: RefSeq, a predicted model, not a curated record
AUGACACUAAGCUUCCUUGGAUUGUUUGUGGGGAUUUCAACUCAAUUUUUGUCUACUGAAGAAAGGUUUGAGUAUCGUGGAAAUGCCACUGAAAUGGUGCCGUUUCAAAAUUGUGUUUGUGAUUGUGGCCUUGAAGAUGUCAAGUAUAAUGGUUCGUAUUUUACUUUGAAUAACAAACAAGAGGGGAAAGAUCGUGUUUAUGCUAAGCUGGAUCGGGUUUUGGGAAACAAUGACUGGUUGGAAAAGUUUUCCACAGCAGAAGUCACCUUUCUUCCUGAAAGAGACUUUGAUCAUUCACCAGCCUUCCUUUCAAUUUAUCCAAGACUUCAUGAUAAAAAGAAGCCUUUCAGAUACUUCAAUUAUUGGAGUUCUUUGAGGGAUUUUAGUGAUGUUGUUAAAACUGGUUGGCAAGAGAUUAUUGCAGGGUCACCAAUGUAUAGACUUGUCACCAAACUUAAGCUUCUAAAGUAUGGUUUCAAGGGCUUGAAUCAACAAGGUAGAGGUGAUAUUGGUGUUCAGGAUAUUGAAGCUUAUAAGGCCUUAAUUGAUAUUCAAUUGGCCUUGAGGGUUCAACCUGGUAAUGGUGACUUAAUAGCAAAGGAAAUUCAAGCUAGGAGACACUAUGCCAAGACUCAUAGAAACUAUUUGAAUUUUCUGAGACAAAAAUCUAAGAUAGCCUGGCUCACUUAUGGAGAUGAUAAUACUAAGCUCUUUCAAGCUAGCAUCAAAAAGAGGAGACUCCAAAAUACUAUUUACUCAAUCAAAGAUGCUAAUGGAACUUGGCUUAAUGAGCAGAAUGAAGUUAUCAGAGCUUUCGUGGAUUUCAAUGAAAAUAUGUUGGGGUAA